Molecule: messenger RNA, 1447 nt
Organism: Amphibalanus amphitrite
Lineage: Eukaryota; Metazoa; Arthropoda; Thecostraca; Balanomorpha; Balanidae
Product: suppressor protein SRP40-like
Exons: 5
Coding region: 477-1247 (256 amino acids)
Source: RefSeq, a predicted model, not a curated record
UCUCUCUCUCUCUCUGUCAUUUCCCUCUCUCCAUCACCUGUUUCACCCCUCUCACAAUUUUUCUGUCCUGUCCUCUCCAUUUUCAUUUCUUUUAAAUAUCCUGGUCCGGACGAGGGUUACAUUACUGUCUUUUUAUCAUUGAGGCAAAUUUCCACAUGUCGCGUACGUGCGUCAACAAUAAGCGCAUUCCCGGUCCUCUAUACACUGUAUUUUGUUGCUGCCUCUAUGCUGUUAUCUGGUCCGAAUGCUAACGUGUUGAAUGGUUCGGUCGGCUUGUGGUCCCUUGUUACAAGUGAUUUUGUGUGCGGACAGGUCCGGAUGGUUCCGAGGCUGCCACCGUGUCGGAGACCGGUAGCCUCGCAGGGGGCCACCAGUCCGGCGCGCAGUCGGACGCCCAGUCGGACGCCCAGUCCGACGAUCUGUCUGACGCCCAGCCCGACGAUCAGUCUGGCGCCCAGUCCGCCGUCCUCACGAGGAUGAUGACGCUGCCAGGACCGGUGGCUAUGCCGACGUCUCGUCCGGAUGGUUCCGAGGCUGCCACCGUGUCGGAGACCGGUAGCCUCGCAGGGGGCCACCAGUCCGGCGCGCAGUCGGACGCCCAGUCGGACGCCCAGUCCGACGAUCUGUCUGACGCCCAGCCCGUCGAUCUGUCUGACGCCCAGUCCGUCGUCCUCACGAGGAUGAUGACGCUGCAAGGACCGGUGGCUAUGCCGACGUCUCGUCCGGAUGGUUCCGAGGCUGCCACCGUGUCGGAGACCGGUAGCCUCGCAGGGGGCCACCAGUCCGGCGUGCAGUCGGACGCCCAGUCGGACGCCCAGUCGGACGCCCAGUCCGACGAUCUGUCUGACGCCCAGCCCGACGAUCAGUCUGGCGCCCAGUCCGUCGUCCUCACGAGGAUGAUGACGCUGCCAGGACCGGUGGCUAUGCCGACGUCUCGUCCGGAUGGUUCCGAGGCUGCCACCGUGUCGGAGACCGGUAGCCUCGCAGGGGGCCACCAGUCCGGCGUGCAGUCGGACGCCCAGUCGGACGCCCAGUCCGACGAUCUGUCUGACGCCCAGCCCGACGAUCAGUCUGGCGCCCAGUCCGUCGUCCUCACGAGGAUGAUGACGCUGCAAGGACCGGUGGCUAUGCCGACGUCUCGAGGUCGCCAACCGAAGCCGUCAGCUAUGGUGAAGCCCGUUUAUCGCAAACCUGAACAAGCUGUGGCUCGUCCGGCUCGUCAGCUAUCGCUGAAGAGCCGGACCUAAAACAGCGGACUUGGAAGGAUGUAAAGUACCAGGUCCACAAUAUGAUUACGACCCGCCAGAGACGGGCGCUCAGAUAGGUGAAAAGGGCUUCACCAGUCCGGCGCCCAGUCCGGUGCCCGGUCCGGCGCCCAGUCCGGCGCCCAGUUCGGCGCCCAGUCCGGCCUUCACCGUUUUUGUGGCAAAUACAGCAUCUGUCCUUU